Hevea brasiliensis (rubber tree) is the source of this 6986-nucleotide messenger RNA. RefSeq lists its product as uncharacterized. Gene Ontology annotation, cellular component: t-UTP complex; 90S preribosome; small-subunit processome. Gene Ontology annotation, biological process: positive regulation of transcription by RNA polymerase I; maturation of SSU-rRNA from tricistronic rRNA transcript (SSU-rRNA, 5.8S rRNA, LSU-rRNA). Gene Ontology annotation, molecular function: snoRNA binding. The transcript is spliced from 39 exons. The coding region runs from base 198 to 6665 and encodes 2155 amino acids. The record is from RefSeq and is a predicted model, not a curated record. NCBI's taxonomy places the organism in Eukaryota, Viridiplantae, Streptophyta, Magnoliopsida, Malpighiales, Euphorbiaceae.
UUCCGACAUAACCAACCUCAAAAACCCUAACGUUCACGUCGGUAAUUUGAAAGCUGGCAGUGGCAGACUCAAGUGUUUUAGGGUUUAAGGCAGCUCUGAGUUAUCAAUUUUGUAUUUGACACUUGAGGUUUUUAACUCUUUUUUCUUCUAUCAAAGCUUUUUGUUCCUGCACUUGUGAUAAACAACCCAAAAACACCAUGGCCACAACCAUAGCUUCGCAGUUGCAGGCAAUUAGGUCUGUCAUACAAGCCGAUUCGGAGCCCCAAAAGCGACCCAUCACUCGGCCUUCUAUUCUGUUCGAUCCUAAAGAAGCUGCCGAUAUUGAUAUUGAUACCAUACUCAGUAUUGCACAUUCAGGUUUGGAAGUUCUUAUAAGUGUGAACGAUCGCUUUAGAAACUAUAAGAAUGAUCUGUUCAGUCAUAAAAGUAAAGAAUUGGAUAGAGAAAUGAUGACUCAAGACGAAAAUAACAGUAUUAAUGCUACCAUUGGUUCGUACCUGAAGUUACUCUCGGGACAUCUUCAACUACCUGCUUCCCACAAGACACUUGAAUAUUUGAUGCGCAGAUACAAGAUUCACAUAUACAAUGCUGAGGAUUUGAUUUUAUGUGCCUUGCCAUACCAUGACACACAUGCUUUUGUCCAAAUAGUUCAGCUAAUCGACACAAGAAAUAGUAAAUGGAAGUUUUUGGACGGUGUCAAAGUCUCGGGUGCACCACCUCCUAGAAAUGUUGUGGUGCAGCAGUGUAUUCGGGAUAUGGGAGUUUUGGAGGCUCUGUGCAAUUAUGCAUCUCCAACAAGAAAGUUUCAAUCUUCAAGACCGGUCAUCAGCUUUUGCACAGCAGUUAUUAUUGAAGCUUUGGGUUCUUUAACCAUUGUUAAUAGCGAUGUUGUGAAGAGAAUGCUUCCAUUUGUAGUUUCUGGGCUUCAGCCUGUCACCAAAGUAGGUUCAGAUCACAAGGCUGGUGCUAUGAUGAUUGUUGGUUUGCUAGCAAAUAAAGUUGCAUUGGCUCCUAAGCUUGUUAAAAGUUUGAUUCGGUCGAUUUCUGAGAUGGUUCAUGAAGAUGCAAAAGAGUCAACUGAUCUGCAAUGGCUUCGUUUAUCACUUAUGGCUUUAAUUAACCUUGUUCAGUUGCAGUCAAUGGAUACAUUUCCGAAGAAAGCUUUGGACAUUUUGAAGGAAACUGGGGAUAUUGUGGGAGUUCUUUUAGAACUCUCUAAAGAGUUCAAUAUUGAUAGGUUCCUUUCUGUGCUUUUGGAAUCUCUGGUUGACAACAGUUCUUCUGAUGAUGCAAGUUGUCGCACUUUGAUAUCCAUUAUAGAGACUGUUCCAGUAAAGAAUUUUGUUGAACACUUGGUAUCAAGGGUCCUCUUAUCUUGCAUAAAAAUGACACAGAGAAAUGACAAUCCAAUACCAUCUGAAUCAGGGAGCUGGGCUAAGAUGAUUUUGAUGGUUGUUAAUAAGAAUUAUCCAUCUGAACUUCAUCAAGCAGUUCACAAAUUCUUGGAGGAUACCAAAACCCAAUCCAAGAAAGAUGUUGCAGUAUUUGAAACUUUAUGUAAGAUGUUGGAUGGGAACUUGGAUCUGUCAGUGGCUACAUCAGAUUCUAAAAUGUGGUUAGGUCUGCACCAUCCAAAGGCCGAAGUCCGACGUGCUACACUGUCUGGUUUAAAGACAUCUGGCGUUUUGAAAACCUCUGGCAUUGAUUCCCAGAGGCUUGUAAAUAUUCGAGAUGCAAUAUUACGCCAGCUUUAUGAUGAUGAUCUGACUGUUGUUCAAGCAUCUUUAUCUCUUGAGGGAUUGUCCAAAAUAAUCAGCGCUUCUGAUUUUCUUGAAGCAUUGGAUAACGUACUUAAAAGAUGUGGUGGCACCAAAUGGUCAAAUAAAUGUACUCUGCUUGGUGAUGUGGUUGUUUCAUUCUUGAAGAUUGCUAUCUCAACCUUCCAUGAUCAGGCUGAUUAUUCAAAGAAACUUGCUGCCAGGAUAUUUCCUUUACUCCUAAUUUUCCCCAAGACUCAGAGGCUAAAUUUGAAGGUUUUGGAAUUAGUAAAGGAAAUGGACUGGCCAUUGUACCAUAAUCUUAAUGGUAUCCCCACUGAAGAAAUGAAUUUGCAACGUGAAAACAUAUCGGUAGUUAAUAUGAAGAUUGUUAGCAGCUUGGCUGAAACAUUGACAAUGCACCCUGAUGAAUAUGCAUCUUGGCUUAUCAAGAGCCAAAACGACUUUAGUUCAUCCAAGACACUUUUCUUCUUGGUUGUGAUGCAGUCAUUUCUAAAUUCAAAGAAAGAUAGUGGGCAGUUUUUGGCACUUUUUGAAGCUUGCUUCCCUGUUUUAAAGACUGAGUGGGAAGUUUUUGAGUCUGCUGCUGAUAUUUAUGAGAAUGAGUUUAAUAAGGAGAUGAUACACUGGGACUGCCAAAGAUUCUUAGAUCAGCUAGUUGAUUCUGAUGCCAAUGCAUUAAACGCAGACAUUCUAAUUUGUGUCUUUUGGAGGUUACUGGAGGUGUUUUCUUCAAUAGCAACUGCCGAUGUCUUGUUGGAUGAUAAUGGCAAGUGGUUAAGCAGCAAAUGUAGGGAAUUGUUUGUCUUCUUUGCGAGCUCUCAAUGGAAGCAUGUUUUUAAGGAGCAUCUUCAUUACCUUGCUACAAAGUGCAAGAUCUCUCCUAUUAAUUUUCUAUCUGGGUUUUUCACAGAUGAAGAUUUUCCUGUUGCUGUCCAAGUUGAGAGUCUUCACUGUCUUGCGUUUCUUUGUUUGGAACCUGAUGAUAGAUUGCUGUUUCAACUUCUGGCCAAUUUUCCUUCACUUCUUGUUCCACUUGCCAGUGAUAGCCAGGAUAUGAGAAUUGCUGCCAUGGGCUGCAUUGAAGGACUCUAUGCACUUUCACGUCGUGUUGACUAUUUAAGCAAGAAAAAUGGGAACAAUGCAAAUUGGAGUCAUUUCCUUGAAGAACUUUUGGGUUUAAUUGUCCAACAAAAAAGGGUUAUAUUAUCAGACAAGAACUUUCUACCUUCUUUGUUGACUUCCUUGCUUGGCUCAUCACGUGGUAGUCUUCUAGUGCCACAAAAUGUUGAACAGAGAUUUGAUAAACCUACGAAGGAAAAGGUUCUUGCUUUCGUCUUGGGUUAUGCUCUUCAACUUUCUGCACAUGCUAAGCUAAUGAUUAUAUUUUUGCUCAAAGGAUUGGGGAAUAUGAUAAUGUGCAUUAAAGAUGUUGAAGUGUUUUUGUCCCAACUUCUGACAAGACGCAAACAAUUUUAUUUUGAGGCAGACAAGUCAUUCCAUAAAUUGUCCAAAACUGAAGUCAAGAUCUUGUGCCUUUUACUGGAGAUCUGUGCUACACCACCUUCUUCAUUUGAGGGAUGUGCUUUUGAAGAUUAUUUAUUGGAGGCUCUGCACUUGGACGGUCACUCUUUGGAAGAAUAUGCCAUUGCAGAACCUUGUAUUACCGUUUUGCAGAAGCUAACUUGUCAAUUUUACAGUGGCUUGACGACUGAGAAACAGGGGCUACUGUUUCGUGAGCUUGUGGUUUUGUUCCGGAGUGCUAAUAUUGAUAUACAAAACGCAACCAGAGAAGCCUUGCUGCGUUUGAAUAUUACUUGCUCUACGGUUGUCCAUGCACUUGAUUUUAUAUUCAAACAACAUAGUGGCAAAACUGAUUCAGCAUAUGGGAGGAAAAAGAAGAAGAAAUCAAUGGCGCAUCAAACGUCAACGUCAGAUCAUAAUUUGGUUUGUAAGGGGGAAACUGAUUUACAUUCACUGAGCUCCCUGCUUGACAUAUUGAUACUGAAGAAAGAUAUGGCUAACAGGGAAUCUCUUAUUGGGCCUUUGUUUGAGCUUCUUGGAAAAAUGUUUUCAGAUGAGUGGGUACUCAUUCAAGAUAAAAACUGGGUUCAAUCUUCUUCUGGCUUUUCCCAGACCAUGUCCAGUACAGUGCGUUACAUUCAGCAUGCGCUCUUAUUAAUACUGGAAGAUAUUAUUGCUUCAUCUGUAAAAACUGUCCCACUAAAGGAUGACAUACCAAAUAAAAUAGACAUCAAAAUGUUGGUUGAGUGUUCCCGUUCUGCAAAGGAUGGGGUCACGCGCAACCAUAUAUUCUCACUGUUAUCCUCAAUUAUAAAGGUCAUUCCAGACAAGAUGUUGGAACAUAUAUUGGAUAUACUUACUGUUAUUGGAGAAUCAACUGUUACUCAGAUUGACAACUACUCGCAACGUGUGUUUGAGGAUCUUAUAGCUGCAGUUGUUCCCUGUUGGCUGGUAAAGACAAACAACCCAGAGAAAUUGCUCCAGAUUUUUGUGAAUGUGUUACCUGCUGUGGCUGAGCAUCGGAGGUUGUCAAUUAUAGUGUACCUGUUAAGGAAAUUGGGAGAACGUAAUAGCUUGGCUUCCCUGCUUGUCCUUCUUUUCCAGUUGUUAGUUUCAAGGAAAGGACUAUCUUACCUUGAGGAUACACAAACUUCAGAUGGUCUUACAUCUUUUGUAAAACGAGAGUGGGAGUAUGCUUUUGCUGUGCAGAUAUGUGAGCAAUUUUCAUGCAUGAUAUGGCUUCCAUCCAUUGUUACGCAGCUUCAACUUAUAGGAACUGGUCAUUUAUGCCAAGAACUGUUCAUGCAAUUGCGAUUUGUAAUGGAGUUCAUUUUGCAAAAAUUGCAAGAUCCAGAAUUAUCUUUCAAGCUUGAAUCAACUGAAGAUUCUGAUAGCAUCCAGACAACUCUUCAAGAACUCAUGGAGCAUGUCGUUUUUCUUUUACAACUUGUUGACACAAGAAGAAAGCAAAUAAUUUGUCCUGUUAUGAUAAAGAAAGAAUUAAAAGAGUGUAUAUGUGCCGUCUUGAGGACUAUCACAACAGUUAUGAGUCCUGCAUCAUACUUUAGAGGGAUCAUCAAUUUGCUUGGCCAUUCAGAUGGAAAUGUGCAAAAGAAGGCUCUUGGACUUCUUUGUGUGACAUUAAGGGACCUUGAGUCAAUUAAUUCAAGGCUUAAGGGAAGAAGGGAACUAAAUGCAAGAUCAGGUGCUAAUUGGCUCCAUAUGGAUGAGACUGCUAUUGAAUCUUUUCAUAAGAUGUGUUUGGAAAUUGUUCGUUUAGUUGAUGAUAUGAUAGAUGAAGUUGAUACUUCAUUGAAACUUUCAGCAGUUUCCACUCUGGAAGUCUUGGCUCACAGCUUUUCUUCUGAUUAUUCUAUCUUCAGCAUUUGCCUUCCCUAUAUAACAAGAGGAAUUAGUUCACACGACCUGGCCAUUUCUACUGGCUGCCUUCGAACGACUGGUGCUUUGGUUAAUGUGCUUGGACCAAAAUCAUUAACUGAGCUUCCUAGAAUAAUGAAAAAUGUGGUUAAAUUAUCUCAUGAAAUCAGUUCUCGCAGCGGUGAUGAAAACAACUCUGUUGCACUAUCAACUUCAAAAGAAUCUUUCAUGCAGUCUAUUCUUGUCACUUUGGAGGCAGUUGUGGACAAUCUUGGUGGCUUUUUAAAUCCAUACCUUGAAGAGGUUAUAGGACUAAUGGUUCUUGGUCCUGAGUAUACAACAGAAUCCAAACCAAAGCUGAAAUCGAAAGCUGAUGUAAUACGGAGGCUCCUUACUGAGAAAAUCCCUGUUCGACUUGCACUCCCUCCUUUGCUGAAGAUAUAUUCUGAUGCUGUGGUGUCUGGGGAUCCAAGUGUGGCAAUUACUUUUGAAAUGCUAGCUAGAUUAGUUAGUAAGAUGGAUAGAUCAUCUGUUGGUGGUCACCAUGGAAAAAUUUUUGACCUCUGCUUGUGUGCUCUUGAUCUUCGUCGUCAACACCCUGUUUCAAUUCACAACAUUGAUAUUGUUGAAAAAAGUGUCAUCAGUGCUAUGAUUUCUCUGACAAUGAAACUUACCGAGUCCAUGUUCAGGCCUCUCUUUAUCAGUAGUAUUGAUUGGGCAGAGUCACGUGUGGGAGAAAUUACCAAUGGGGGGGGUGUAUCUGUGGACAGGUCCAUUGCCUUGUAUGGUCUGGUGAACAAGCUUGCUGAGAAUCAUAGGUCUCUUUUUGUCCCUUACUUCAAGUACUUGCUUGAGGGUUGCAUACGGAAUCUUUUGGAUGCUGCAGAUGGGAAAGGUGCUGGCUUGAUUCGAAAGAAAAAGAAAGCCAAGAUUCAGGAAGCAGGAAAUGAUUUAAAAGACAAAAACAGUGUGUUAUCACUAAAAAGUUGGCACCUAAAGGCAUUAGUCAUAUCAGCUUUACAUAAAUGUUUUCUGUAUGACACUGGGAGCACAAAAUUUCUUGACUCAGCAAAUUUCCAGGUUCUCUUAAAACCCAUCGUCUCACAGCUUGCUGUGGAACCACCAACUUCUCUAGAAGAAAAUCCAAACAUACCAUCUGUUAAGGAAGUUGAUGAGUUGUUGGUAGUUUGCAUUGGUCAGAUGGCUGUUACUGCAGGAACUGACGUUCUAUGGAAGCCCCUGAACCAUGAGGUAUUAUUGCAAACCCGGAGCGAGAGGGUGCGGUCUCGAAUUUUAGGGCUGAGAAUUGUCAAGCAUCUUUUGGAUAAUCUGAAAGAAGAGUACCUUGUAUUCUUGCCUGAAACCAUCCCCUUCCUGGGUGAGCUGCUGGAGGAUGUGGAGCUCCCUGUGAAAUCUCUAGCACAGGAUGUUCUCAAGGAGAUGGAAUCCAUGAGUGGGGAAAGCCUUAGGCAAUACCUUUUGUGAUACUGAACAUCCGGUGUUUGGUGAGUGAUAUGGGCCGGUGGAGAUGCUAUGUCAUUCUCACGAGUUGAUGCAUGUAAUUCUAUAUUUUCUGAGGGAAAAAUGUAAAUUAUAAAUUUUGUAUUUAUAGAUAGAAGAUUUAGGUCAAUCAACAAGCUGAAGCUUGCCUGGUUUGAGUGAGUUGAGGAUGCGUGAAAAUGCCAUGGCUGUAAGCUCCAGUGACGAAAAUAUGUUCUGUAUCAACCAAUGGCUUACAGACUUAUCUCAGUUUUGUUUACAUUCAGCAAUUCAUAUUAUCGAGCAAUUUUUAACUCUCUCUAUACA